Macrosiphum euphorbiae (potato aphid) is the source of this 3822-nucleotide messenger RNA. NCBI's taxonomy places the organism in Eukaryota, Metazoa, Arthropoda, Insecta, Hemiptera, Aphididae. The record is from the annotation of a GenBank genome assembly.
AUGAAUAAGGGCAUAGCAAAUUUGAUAUGCAAAGUAUACGGCGAUACCAGACCAAAACUUGCAUUACAAGAAAUUAAUGUGGGAAACACCAUACCUAUAAACAGCAAUAAUAAAACUAUAUUUCAUUUAAUAACAAAAGUAUUACACUAUCAUAAGCCCAAAUAUGAAGAUCUAAAAUCUUCAAUUCACAACCUAAAACUUGAAGCCAUAAAACUAAAUAUUUCAAAAAUUGCAAUGCCUACGUUAGCGUCGGGUUUAGACAAACUAAAUUGGUCCGUUGUAAAACAAUUAUUAUAUUCAGAAUUUCAAAACACUAACAUCGAAAUACAUAUAUACCAUAAAAAUGACAAAAACACAUCACAAAAUUGGAAAUCAAAAGAACACUCUGAUAUAAUAAGUAAUAUUCAUAAUUUUCUCGACAAUAGUAAUGAUAAAAACGAAACAAAAAUAAAAGUCACACAACCCGAAUACAACGAUCAAGCCUAUAACAUAUUCUCUACUUUCAAACCAGGAGAAAACGUACUCAGUGAUGGGAAUUGUGGGAUAUACGCCGUCUGCAAUGCUUUAAAUGACCAUAAAAUUAAUAAAAUAACUUCAAUAUUAGAGAUACUACAAUUAUUAGAUCUAAACGAACUACCAGAUUAUUGGUGGUCAGAUGAGGAUUUAGCCGCGAUUGCACAUUAUUACGAUCAUGAUACUUACAUAUACAAUGACGACGAUAAUACGGGUAUAAUAUAUGGUUAUGGAAAUAGGUCACCCAUAGUGUUAUAUAACAUUAAUAAAAAUACUCAUUGGAUACCAGGCACUUUAACAACAACAAAAUGCAAUAAAAUUCCUAAAAAUAUAAUCCACAUACAAGAAAUGCCGACACUCAUCUCACUAAAUAGAAAUAUAAAAUUUAAAAAAAUAACAAACGAUAGUAAAAACACAAUAAAUAAUAUAAAUAAAAUACAAAUAGUCCCGACUCAUAAUUAUACAAAAAUAAAUAAAGAACUAACAGACUCCUCCAACACACACACACAAAAAUCAUUCCCUAAAGUCGAAAGGAUAGACUAUACAAACUUAAAUACAAAACAAUCUUUAACAGAUUCUGAGGGCACACCCUUUUCUAUUUCCCCAAAAUUAAGUAUCACACAACACAACCAAGUUAUUCAACUAUUAACUGAAUAUAAUCACAUUUUUACUACAGACACCUCCAAUAUAAAAGCCGCUAAUAUUAAACCUUGCGAGAUCAAAAUGAAGCCGAAUUAUAAAGAACCAAAAUUUAAUGCACCCCAUAGAGUAUCACCACAACAGCGUCAAGAAUUAGAAAGUCAAAUUGACAAACUUUUAAAAGCAAACAUCGUCAAACCAGUAGUUUCAAAAUUUGCCGCCCCAGCUUUCCUUGUAAAGAAAAAAGAGAUAGGCUCAUAUCGUUUAGUAGUAUCCUACAAAGAACUUAAUGACAGAGUAGAAUGCGAUCAAUAUCCAUUACCUCGUACUGCAGAUUUAUUCAGAGCUUUAGAAGGAUCAAAAUACUUCAGUUCUUUAGAUUUAAAUAGUGGUUAUUUUCAAAUUUCUGUUGAAGAGAAAGACCAGUUCAAACUUGCAUUCACUUCUGUAUUAGGCUUAUUAACUUUUACGAGACUUCCACAAGGCUUCAAAAAUAGUAGUGCUAUAUUCCAGAGAGAAUUAAAUAAAUCAUUUUCACAAAUUUUAUACAAAUCUAUUAUAAUUUACAUUGAUGAUUUAGUAUCCUAUGGCAGUAACUUUGAUCAGGCGAUAAUUAACUUACGCGUAGCAUUUGAAAUCAUUGACAAAACGAAUUUUUCAUUGAAAACAAAAAAAUGUAAUUUUUUUUACGAUAAAAUUGAGUUAUUAGGACAUGAAAUUUCAACAAUUGGUAUACGACCGUUAAACAGAAAUACAAAAGCAAUCACUGAAUUUAAUAGACCAAAAACAAUAAAAGACGUUAGAUCAUUUAUCGGCAUGUGUUCAUACUAUAGGAAACAUAUUAAAGAAUUUGCUAAAAUUGCACACCCACUUACCGAACUAAUAAAAAUUGGUAAAAAUAAAAUAAUUUGGCUUGACGAACACGAAGAAACGUUUAAUAAAUUAAAACAUUAUUUAACUUCAAAGCCCCUCUUACUACAUUUUAACGAUGACAAACACGUAUAUUUGACAAUAGACGCGUCUAUAUUGGGAUUAGGAGCAUGUAUUGAACAGUCCGAUGACACAAACACAUUACGCCCUGUAGGAUAUGCAUCUAGAAAGUUAUUAGAUUCAGAAAAGACUUACUCUUCCACCACCCUCGAGUUACUUGGUUUAUGUUUUGGUGUCCAAUAUUUUCGAGAGUACUUAUGGGGACGCAAAUUUACAGUAUUUUGUGACAACAUAAGCUUACAAUAUUAUAACAACCUAAAAAUACCCUCCGCUAGGAUAGCUAGGCUAACAUUAAAAUUAUUGGAUUUCGACUUCGAUAUUAAAUACAUAAAAGGCAAAGAAAACAAAGUCGCUGACUCGCUAUCAAGAAAUGCAAUUAGCAAUAUUAAAAUUAUGAAUAUCAUUAAUGACGACAACGACGCAUUGAAUAACUUAUACGAUAUUAAAACACAACAAAAAAAUGACCAAUUUUGCAAUGACAUAAUAAAAGCACUGUCAAAUAUAGACGUACCCACUAACAUAAGACGAAAAUCUAGACAAUUUACAUUACAAAAUGAAAUAUUAUAUUAUAAAAGAUACACACCACCAAAAAGUUAUAACCCAAUUCUUGUAAUACCAAAAACAUUGAUUAAUGAAAUAUUAAAAUCCUAUCACGAUUCACCCACAGGUGGACAUACAGGCAUAUCACGAACUAUUCACAAAAUUCAAAACAAAUAUUAUUGGCCUUCAUUACACAAAGACACCACUAAUUUUAUUAAAUCUUGUGAUGAAUGUCAAGUCAAUAAAAAAAUGAGCGGUAAACCAAUAGGUUUAUUACAUCCCAUACCAAUAACGACAGGAAGACCACUAGAUAGGAUAACAUUUGACUACCUAGGCCCCCUAGUAUCAAGCAACAAAAAACGAUACAUUUUAGUAGCCGCAUGCAACACCACAAAAUACAUAUUUACUAAAGCAGUUGAAUCGGCCACGGCCGAAGCAACUGCCAAAUUUUUAAUAGAAAUAGUAUCACAUUGGGGCUGUUUUAGAAACUUUUCGUCCGACCGAGGCACUCAUUUCAGAAAUAAAUUAAUCACUGAUAUAUGUUCAAACUUAGGAAUAAAUCAAACUUUGUCAACGAGUUAUUCACCGCAGACACAGGGGCUAGUUGAAAAAAUUAAUGGUGUACUAACAGGCUCCUUAAAAAACUAUUUAACAAAUGGUGAUCAAACAAAAUGGUCAUAUUUUUUGCCAUACAUAACAUUAGCAUACAAUUCCACACCCCAAACUACCACCAAGUUUAGCCCGUUUUAUCUAAUGCACGGUUUUGAACCAAUAUUUCCCAUAGAUAACAAAAUUAUUCCCGAAAACGUACCAUAUUAUUUAAAACAAUCAUUAAUAGAACUAAAUAAAAUAAGGAAUAAAAUACCACAGCAAAUUCAUAAAGCUCAAAUAGUUCAAAAAAAAUACCACGAUAAAACACAUACAGCAAUAAAUUAUAACAUUAAUGACUUAGUUAUGAUUAGUUUUCCAUUCCUCGAAGUGGGAAAGUCUCCCAAACUAGGACCCAUGUACAGAGGACCAUUUAAAAUAGUAGACAAAAUCAACGAUUUAAAUUAUAAAAUAAAAAUGACAUUAAACAACAAAGAAACCGUCGACACUAUACACGUACGGAGGUUAAAACCAUACUACAAAAGGGUCUAA